This is a messenger RNA of Epinephelus moara (kelp grouper), 5906 nucleotides long. RefSeq names its product beta-1,3-galactosyltransferase 2. Bases 249 to 1577 code for a protein of 442 amino acids. The record is from RefSeq and is a predicted model, not a curated record. The transcript is spliced from 2 exons. Gene Ontology annotation, cellular component: membrane. NCBI's taxonomy places the organism in Eukaryota, Metazoa, Chordata, Actinopteri, Perciformes, Serranidae. Gene Ontology annotation, molecular function: N-acetyl-beta-D-glucosaminide beta-(1,3)-galactosyltransferase activity.
UCGACAACUAGAGCAGCACAAGAGGAGCACAGUCAGUUACAGAGAUGGCCGGAUGUGGCUGGAUUAACGUCUGGGAAUAUGUUAAAGCUGUUUGCUAUUCCAGUUUGUGGUAACAGAUAACAGGUAGUCACACUUCAACUGCAACUGAACGCCUCAAAGUCCUGUCAUGAAUUUUUCAGUGUGACGUUUUCUUCUGCUGCACAUCUUAAAGGACGACAACCCACAUCUCAGGACGGGACAGCGUCAACAUGCUGGAGAGUGUCUUUGCUCAGGGGGGGCAAAGUCAGGGGAUGGUGGAUGGAUGGAAACUGGCGGACAGCAGGAGGAUGUGUAGUCGGUCGCGGCGUCACAUUUUCAUCUUCAUCCUGGUGCUGGCUGCAGUUUUGUUUCUCUACACAAACAGAGAGGAGAUGGAGCCGGACUGGAACCCCAGCCAGUGGUGGAAUCCAUUCAAAAGUCAGCAACAACACGUCUUCUCUGCCAACACGACUGGUUCCAGCAACAUAACAGGUGGAUCUGGACCAACUGAGACCAGCUCGAGUGCAUUCCCUCAAACUGGGAAUAUGUCAUUGUCUCAGGUGACAGAUGUGAUGACAACGACUCCACAGCCAAGCACAACGACCACCACUUCACAGCCCAACACAUCGACCACGACUCCACAGCCUACAAAAGCUUCUGUGGUGACUCAGCUGACGACACCAAAUGAGACCGAGCCACCAACACCGGUUCCUUAUGUAUCUCCAGGCCCGUACGUCGUGGAAUACCCGUAUGAGUACCACUUCAUUAUAAACGAGCCCAAGAAAUGCGAGCAGCAGAAGCCUUUCCUGGUUCUGAUGGUUCCUCUGGCGCCCAGCAACAGGGCUCAUCGCGACAUCAUCCGCAGCACCUGGGGAAGUGAAAGUCUGGUACUGGGCAAAAUGGUGCAGCUGUUCUUCAUGCUGGGGCUGCACAGCGGUGAGGGAGCGCCGCAGCUCCACGAGCAGCUGCUGCAGGAGAGCAGAGAGCAUCAGGACCUGCUCCAGAGCAACUUCCUGGACUGCUACAAGAACCUGACCAUCAAGACCAUGGUGAUGAUGGAGUGGCUGGACUCGUACUGCUCCAGCGCCUCUUAUGCCAUGAAGAUCGAUUCAGACAUGUUUCUGAACGUGCACAAUCUCGUCAACAUGUUGUUGAACGCUCCAAAGUCAAACUACAUGACGGGACUCGUGGCGAGAGGAGCUAUGGUCCUGAGAAAUCCGAAGUCUAAGUGGUUCCUCCCUGUGGAGCUUUACCCUCAGCCACAGUACCCUCGUUACGCUUUGGGUCUGGGCUACGUUUUGUCUCUUGACCUCCCUAAAAAGCUCGUGGAGGCGUCCAGACACAUUAAAGCUUUCUACAUUGAAGACGUGUAUCUGGGGUUGUGUAUGCAGCACCUGGGCAUCCCUCCCACCGACCCUCCAAACUGGGGGUAUUUUCAGGUGUUUCCUGUGAUGUACAGUCGCUGUGCUUAUUCCAGACUGAUAGCCACAACUGUAAAUGGAAACAGGGACCGCGUGGCUGACUGGAAGGACUUUAAAAAGCCGGGUCCAUACUGCUGAUCUAUAAAUAACAGGGCAGCUAAAGAAGGACUUAGGAGCUGUACACAUGCCGCGUCUUUAACCGCCUGGAGAACACAAGGUCAGGUGAUGGGUACUCUUUUCUGUGCCAACUUUCAAGAGCACAAUAGCAGGUUGCGUCUGAGGUUACUAAGCAACCUCAAAAAGCACCGUAUCGUAGCCUAUUUAUCUGAAAUCCUGAGUGCAGAGCUGAUGUCUGUGGGACAGAUGUGACCAACAUGAUCAACUUCAUAUUCAUCACAGACUGAUAUUUACUCAAGAAGGAAAGAUAUCUGUCAGCUGUGAUUGGUCGGUGCUCGUCAUGUGGUGCAAAAACGCACCACAUGACGAGCAAAGUUGUGCUCAGUUUAUGUCAGGGUGCAGCCGUCACACCCUGAAAAACAGGCACUUGGGAAGGCGUGUGUGCCACGAUGGCAUCGCACUGGCGUUUGAGAGUGCCUUCUGCACAUCUACAUUAAAAACAAUGAAUCUGAGGGCACAAAAAAAGCAUCUGUACGACCCAUUAAAAGGACAGACCAGCCCAAAAUCAAAAUUCUUGUCACCUGUGGUGCUAUUUAUUGGUGAGUGCUGGAGAUACGGGCUGAAGAGAUGUCUGCCCUCUCUUGUGUAUAAUGAGACUAGAUGGCACAAAACACAUAUCUACAACAAAACAAAGCUGUAGACUGAAACACUUUGAGAACAAAAAACAAGACAGAUCAGCAUGACAGAGGCUGCUGCAGCACAUCUGUUGCACAUGCUGAAGUUCGAUUUAAUGUGCAGAUUGCAAUGGUAACGAGUAAUGCGUGUAUAAAUGACAAACUCAAAACAAUUUUAUUCAAGUUGCCUUUGACUUUUUAUUAAUUCAGUGAAUUAUACACAAAAUGACAGCUAUUUGUGUAGUUGGCCUCCACAAUUUCAUCACAAAAAAAAAAAGCCUAAAAACAUCACAACACUUUUUUUUUUUGUUUUUUGAAAACCUGCCGAGAACAAUUCCCCCCCAAAAAAAACCCAAAUUCUGGAGGGGCUGAUUAGCUUAGGUCAGCAGUGCUAGGUGAGCGAGCAGUAGAUGCACGCCUCCUUCUGUGUUGCGGUUGACAAGUGUGGUUUAGUAGAAAAGAAAAUAGUUCCUACGUGAAACUGCUCGACAUGAAAUUUGUGGAGAAGUUGAGGUAAAAUUGUAAGGUCGCUCAGAAUUCAUGGGGAUUGGUUGAAUUUGCAUUAAGUGUCGCAGUCAUGACAACACAACAGCUUGGAGGGUCUGUCUGACGUUACAAGGAGGCUGUUGUGGUUAAUGUCUGGCCCUGUCACGAGCACGAGCCUCUCAUCCAUGAGUAGAUACACACUUCCUUCUGUGCAGUGAUACUGUUGGUGGGUGUAGUUCAGUAGAAAGACAAUAGUUCCUCCAUGAAACUGCUCACAAGCUGAGUGUCAUCUAGUACUGAAGAGAAGGGAGACAUCUUUAUGGCUGAUAUCUCCAACACUCAGCAACUCACACCAAAUCUAUCCAGAGUGAUGAAUAGCACCAGAGGUGAGAGGAGAAAUAUCUAUUUCUGAUUUGGGGUGGACUGUCCUUUUAAUAUACUGAUCAACGAGACUGAAUUUUCUCAGGUUGUUUCCAAAUUUAUUCUAUUUUUCAUGUGGUUUAUGUCCUAAUUUUUGUUAACAACGCGCUGAUCAUACACAGUAACUGUUACAUUGAUGUUUAUACAUAUAAAACAUUCCCUCUCAUGAAUUUGUGAAUCCUUGGGUGGCGAAGGACUGGCCUUACUCUGCCUCUGACUGACUCAUUACAUUCUUAUCCUAACCACUCCGACAAACGAAGGCAGUCAGCCAAUCAGAGGGCAGGUUAUUCCUUCACUAUCCUAGGAUUCACAAAUUUGCUCUGCUCUCAGGUUUCAAAGUGUUAAACACUCAACAACAGGGUUUUCUGUCACACUGAGGUCACCUCGCUGCACUGUAGGUCAAAACUGACUCCAGUCAUCAAGUGCAAUUUAUUACAACCGAGUGCAGCUAAGAAUCUGAGUAUGAAAUACAGUGGCUGAGAUUUUUAAAUCCAGUAUUUUAAAAAAUACUGAAAAUAUGGAGCUGUAGGGGUAAAACAUGCACAGACUGUAUGUUUAACUGUAAUUCUCCUUUUUUCAACAUUUCCUCCAGUCUCGUGAUUUGAGAGUGAAAAUGUGGCACUUUUAGUUUCUCAACCAUAAAUUUGAAGAAGAAAAUGAAAGUUGGCAUUUUGGGCACAACUACAAAUUCAAUCAGAGCAAACUAUGAAAGGUUGAGAAACUCUCAGUCCGUCCUCAUCUGCUGAGCUGGUGAACUUACAUUUAACUAUAUGAAGGAAACAGACAGCUGUUAGCUGAGGGCAGGUCUUCAAGAGAAAGGCUUUGGAUGAUGUUUAAUUAUUAGUACAGCUGUUUAUAUAAUGAGAUAUAAAGAAGUGGUGAAGUAAUCACAGUUAAUAACUGGGCGGAGGCAGCACUUUGCUAAAAUAAAGAAAUUAAAACCUCAGGUGUGUCAGGUGUGUAGCUGUCACCACAAAUAUGUUACAGCCUUUAACAAACACUGUAACAAGAGCCACAGCGACACUGUGCCAAUUAUCCCAGCAGCUCUGUUUAACCUUACAGCUGCUCUUCAGCUGUAGCGACAGAAAACGUCCCUCUUUCUCCUGCAUGAGACGUGUUGAGACCCGUCACAACAUUCAGGGGCGACUCUGCACCGGAGAAAACAUUUUGUCCUGAUGUUAACUGAAAAGUGCCUUAUCUCAGUUUAGUAUUCAAACAUUUCAAUGCUUUCCACUUUAAGGAAGCCUGGGUGAUAAUUUGGGCUGCAGCUGCUACAGAGUUUAAUUUCACCUCCUUCUGAGGAUGCAUGAAGAAGACUGACGAGGUCAAACCUCCAACAACACCUGAACUUUAAAGAACAACUUUGUUGUUUGUGUGUCUUGUGGCCGUGCUGAUACAUGCUAUACUGUCACAUCGACCCAGUCACCAGAAAAAAUACUGGUAUUGUUUCUGCAAACCACAGAUAUAUUUGUAGAUUAUUACUUUAUGUUUCAGCAACGCUGUGGUUUAUGUGUGGUCAAGUUUAGCCAAGAAAAGCACUCGGUUAUGGUUAGGAACAGAUUAUGUUUUAGCUAAGAAUACCUGAUUUUGGGGCACAAUCCCCGCUGGAAACACAGACAUGUCUUGGUAAAAACCAUGCCACUAUCACUGCUGGAGACACAGCAGCACGUCGCUACAAAACAACCAGUAUUGCUGUUUGUUGGUCUCGAACAGUGGCGGGCACAACCCGCUUAAAAUGCAGCAAUGUUUCCAUAAAAAAUAGCUACUUUUUGUGCAACCACCCCACCUGGAAAAACAGCAAUGAAUCACUAAAAAACAACCCGUUUUGCUGUUUGUUGGUCUUGAACAGUGGUUGGCAGACAUCUGCAGCUUUAAGCACAAUCCCCUCUUGAAAUGCAGCAAUGUCUCCAUAACAAACAACCAAUUUUCAUGCAACUAUCCCCACUCUCAAAACAGCGAUCAGUCACUAAACAUAGUUGGUUUUGUUGUUUGUUGUUCUCAAACAGUGGUCUGGAGCUUUAGGUAUGAUACCUGCUGGAAAAGUAGCAGCGUCUCAAUGAAAAACACCCUCUUCUCAUGGCACUGAGGAGGAUGGACAAAAAAAGCUGAAAAAGCUGCUGAAAAUGCAGCAAUGACUCGCUAAGAAACAACUGGUUUUGCUGUUUGUUGGUGUUGAACAGUGACCUGCAGCUUGGCAGGUGUCUCUCGCCGUUCACCAUCUCCUCCACCUCCUGAUGACAGAGUCAGCUCACACACUACGUCACUUUAGAAACAUUUAUAUGAUUCAUGUGAAUCGUGCAAACAUAAUGUGGUUUGCAGAAUCGUACAAUGCCAACAUUUUCUUCAUGCGGCUGGGCUGUUAUUUAUUCUAGUGUCAAACAUUUCAUGUUACUAGUCUGAUUCAUUAAAGACUAGUUCUAAGGGAAAUCAAAUCUUUUGACUGAACGUUUGUGCAGAUAGUUUUGGUCACUGAUAAACACUCAAAAUAAAAUGCACACGACUGCCGUCCUGCCAGGAGUUAUUUACAAUGUCCAGUGAUAAUUAAUUUAUUACUUUUGUUUAUUUGUAAUGUGAAACUUUAUGAUGAGAAUACAAAACACAUAUUUAAAUACUGACUGACUGUGAUGGGCAGUGCUGUAAGGAAUCAUCCAGUGACCCUCCGUCACUCUGACGUUUGCUGGUAAAAUCUGUCUGGUGGGAGUUUACUGGACAAACUGGUCCGGGAGGUGGAGAGUAAAAAAAACAUACCUGAGGGGGGAAGUUGAGGAAU